Messenger RNA from Pseudocercospora fijiensis CIRAD86, 1276 nucleotides. RefSeq lists its product as uncharacterized. NCBI's taxonomy places the organism in Eukaryota, Fungi, Ascomycota, Dothideomycetes, Mycosphaerellales, Mycosphaerellaceae. The transcript has a single exon. The record is from RefSeq and is a predicted model, not a curated record. Bases 931 to 1170 code for a protein of 79 amino acids.
GUCUUUGAGGCCGGUGUCAGGCUCCAGGUCGGGUCCGGCGUAUCAUCCUGGAUGCAUGCGCAUAUGGACCAAGGAGCUGGACUCCAUCACAGGAAGUUUCUAGGUUUGGAUCAAAGGAGUUCAUAGCCUGCGCUUGUUGAUCCUGGUGCUUAACGGGAUUUGAUCGGCCAAGCAGGAAGAGUUUCGCCGAAUGGAAGAUGCGUUGCGCGAGGUGAUCCAAUUGCAUGUAUACUGGCGGACAGGAGAAGGCCGAACGGCCAAGUGUCUCUGCUCGCAGCAAUCUGGGCGGCUCUUGCUGAAGUUGACUUCAAUGCUCUUCAAAGUGCGUGUGAUCCAUACGAAAUAGUCGCAAACUGAGUUGACGGGUGAAGAGCGCUGUUUCAAGGCCAGUCCAUCAACCCAACAAGACACGAGCCUGCCGCAUAGCGCAACGCAAAAGGUCAAGCAACAAAAGUGAUGUGGUAUGAAGACGGUGGCCCCGAAUUUCGUGCGAGGCCUUCAGACAUCGGUCCAGCUACAUGGGCGGAAGCAGAAGACGGAAUCAGCUCCAGUAUUCUUGACGACCCAGCUAGCGAUACUAUGGUGUUGACUGUCGAAGUCGAUCGAAUGUGGUGAAAGACAGGCGUUGACCUUCAGCUGACACGACGUGAUGACUUUGGCAAUACCGAUGAUGGAGAACGCGAGAGAGAUCUUGACUCGACCAAAGCAGCACAUCAAGACCAAGGUCUGAGCGAGGGCGUCUACGCCUGAAUUCGAACCAGUGGUGCGCUUUGUUUGGCCGAGGUGGACACCAUCCCUCUUCACGAGAAGCGCGCUAAGAUUGUCAAUGGGGAACUUGAGCCGACCGAAGCUGAGAUCGAAGCCCGCAAGGAGGAAGAACGGGUGAAGAUAAGGAGGCCGAGGAAGCAAAGGCAGAAACCGACGACGAAAAUGGUGUCCCAGAAUGUUUCCUGUGAAAGGCGUGAAGCCAACAAACACAACUUGUGCAGUCAGAUGUCGGGUGAUUCGAAACGAGAUGGGUGUGGCCGGUAUUCACAACUCGACGCGAUGAUCCCAUGCACCAGAUGGUUGGCUGCAGUCCACUCCUCGAGCGAGAGGAAAUCUGCUUGCGGGCCAUCGGAUACGGCUCCCAUGAUCUGGAGAUUCACAGUCUGCUUCAGAUGCAUGUGAGAUGGGACAGGUUGCACACCCGAAUCGACAGCUUGCCGCUCCAGCAAUGGCACUGGGGAUCAUUAAUGCAGCUCCUGCAAAUCUGACUUGACCGGUGGCAUAUUGC